AUGGCGGCGACCAUGAAGCCCGGCGCCAAGGAUGCCGCCCGGCGCAAGCGCAAGGAGAAGCCUGUGCUAGCGGAGGCCGUGCCGGCCGCCGAGGCCGGCAACUCUAAGUUUGCGCGCGCCCUGGGGUCUACUGACUAUGUCACGCGGGAGAAGGGUCUGGAGGCGCUGCAGCGGUGGAUGUGCCUGAGGAGCGACCUCGCUGAGCUCGACAUGCUGAAGAUCUGGAAGGGCCUCUUCUUCUGCUUCUGGCACUCGGACAAGCAGCCCGUGCAGGCCGACCUCGCGCAGCGCCUGGCGGGCCUGCUGCCGCGCCUGCCGCCGCCCACUGCGGCCCUCUACUUUGACUGCUUCCUGGCCACCAUGCGGCGCGAGUGGUUCGCCAUUGACUACCACCGGCUGGACAAGUUUCUGAUGCUGGCCCGCCGCUUCGUCGCCUCUGUUUUGGAGAUGCUGAGGGACAAGGGCUGGGACCCCGAGCUGACUCAGCAGUACGCGACCAUGCUGCAGGCCCGGGUGCUGUGCCCGCACGGCGACGCCAGCAACCGCGCAGCGGGCCUGACCUACCACAUAGCAGACCUAUUUGUCCCGGAGCUCCGCAACUGCGCGGCGCCGCCGCCGCCAGGCGCCGCGGGCGGCGAGCCGCCGCUCGCAGGACGGCGCCACAAGGCGGCAGCGCCGGCGCCGGCGGCGGCCGUGGCGGGCGGCAAGCGGGCGAGGGGCGACGCGGGGCAGGUGCCGGCGGCGGCGGUGGAGGCGCUGCUGGCGCCGUUUGUGGAGGCGCUGAGGGUGUUGCCAGAGAAGGCAGCCGUGCUGCGUAUCAGGGCUGGUGUGUUUGAUGAGUUGGCGGAGGAGGUGGCCUCGCCCUCUGACGGCGCCCCCCUGGGCCUGCUGGACGCGGCCGCAUUUGCUGCACACCUGUUUGACCUGGGGGCUGCGCCGGAGGUGCGCGCGCGCAACAGGGAGGCGCUCUACGCGGCGAGCGCGGCGCUCGAAAAAGCGGCGGCGAGGGCCAAGCGGCGGCGGCAGGAGGAGGAGGGGGGCGGCGGGGCGGAGGAGGCGGCAGCGGCUGGCGGCGCGAAGAAGAAGGGUUCAAAGCGCAAGGCUGCGGCGGAGGCGGCGGCGGCGGCUGGGGCAGAGGUGGCCGCGCGGGAAGGGCAGGCGCCAGCGGCUGAAGGCGGCGGCAAUGCCAAGGUGCCCAAGGGUAAGAAGGCUGCGGUCGCUUCAAAGCAGCCGCCUGCUGACCCUGAGGCUGCGCCUACUCAGAAGCAGAGCAAACAGAGCAAGCAGCAGCAGCAGCAGCAGCAGCAGCAUGAGCAGCAGCAGGAGCGGCAGCAGGACGAAGAAUUGCCGCCGGCUUUGAUCAAAGCAAAGAAGUCAAAGAGGGCCAAGGAGGCGCCUGCGGCGGCAGGAACUCCGCAGCAGCAGCAGCAGCAGCAGCAGCAGCAGCAGCAGCAGCAGCAGCAGCAGCUGACCCCCAAGCAGUCGCCCAAGCAGGCAGCGGUGGCACCUGUCAGCGAUGAGCUGGCCCAGCCCGGCUUCUCCACGCCGCAGCAGCCCAAGCGCGCCGCGCGCGAGCAGCGGCCGCAGCCGGCCACUGCGCAGGCGGCGCGCCCCCAGGACCGGCGGCAGCAGGCGCAGCAGCAGGAGCAGCAGCAGCAGCAGCAGCGCGGCGACGGGUCGCUGCACGCCAGCGGCGCGCAGUCGGUGCCGCCCAAGAAGCGGGGGGUUGUCAUCAACCUCCGGAAAAACAUCUACCACAAGCACGGCGCCCCGCCACCAGCUGCUGACAUCCGGACGCCGCCCCUGGCCAAGCCCAAGGGCUCGGCGCUGAAGUCGCCGGCGCCAAAGAGCGCGGCGCAGCAGCAGCCGCGCCAGGCGCCGGCGACGGCGCAGCCGGCGGCGCGGGUGGGGGCCGAGUCUGCGGCGCCGGGGUCGGCGCCGGCGAAGGCGGGCGGCGGCGGCGGGCGGGUGACGCCGGGGCGCGUGGCGCGGCCCAAGGCCGCCAUGUUUUUCUAA
Messenger RNA from Monoraphidium neglectum, 2016 nucleotides. Its product is annotated as putative Ribosomal RNA processing protein-like 1. Lineage: Eukaryota; Viridiplantae; Chlorophyta; Chlorophyceae; Sphaeropleales; Selenastraceae. The transcript has 4 exons. Gene Ontology annotation, biological process: rRNA processing. The coding region runs from base 1 to 2016 and encodes 671 amino acids. Gene Ontology annotation, cellular component: preribosome, large subunit precursor; nucleus; preribosome, small subunit precursor. The record is from RefSeq and is a predicted model, not a curated record.